Molecule: messenger RNA, 1485 nt
Organism: Brienomyrus brachyistius
Lineage: Eukaryota; Metazoa; Chordata; Actinopteri; Osteoglossiformes; Mormyridae
Product: cystine/glutamate transporter-like
Exons: 12
Coding region: 1-1470 (489 amino acids)
Biological process (GO): amino acid transmembrane transport
Cellular component (GO): membrane
Molecular function (GO): L-amino acid transmembrane transporter activity
Source: RefSeq, a predicted model, not a curated record
AUGCAGGCAUCUGACAUGGGGAAAGGUGUGGAGGCAGACAGCGGACAAGAGAGCCGGUCGGACGAUGCCGCUGUGUACCUAAGAAGGAGGAUUGACCUGACCACCGGCACCUCACUCGUCCUCGGCACAGUGGUGGGCAGCGGCAUCUUCAUCGCGCCUAAGGGGGUGCUGGAGAACAGCGGCAGCGUGGGGGUCUCCCUGCUGGUCUGGGUACUGUGUGGAGUGCUUUCCAUGGCCGGUGCUCUAUGCUUCGCAGAGCUGGGGACGACCUUUAAGAAGUCUGGAGGACAAUAUGUAUACCUGCAGGAGACUUUGGGCCCUCUGCCUGCAUUCCUCUGCCUUUGGGUUGAAUUCAUUGUAAGCAGACCAGCUGCAACCUCCGUGGUGUCCCUGGCCUUUGGUCGCUACGUGAUAGAGCCCCUCUUUGCCCCCUGUGCCGCACCCGGGGUCCUGGUUAAGCUGGUCAGCCUGCUGGCCGUGUCCUUUGUGGUGGCAGUUAACUGCUGCAGCGUGAAACUGGCCUCCAAAAUGCAGGUCACACUCACCUUCAUCAAAAUGCUCGCCCUCAUCCUCAUCAUUGUCCCUGGCGUCAUGGCGCUGGCCAGAGGAGAAUUUAAGAACUUCAGCAAUGCCUUUGACUCUGAGUCCUUAACACUGACCAAACUCCCACUGGCAUUCUACGCUGGACUCUACGCCUAUGGUGGAUGGUCUAACUUGAAUUAUGUUACAGAAGAGAUCAUCAAUCCAAUGAGAAACAUCCCACUGGCGAUCAUUAUGUCCAUGGUAACAGUAACUGUGUGCUAUGUGCUGGUUAAUGUGUCAUACUACACGGUGAUGACUUCGACCUCGUUACUGGCAUCGGGUGCCGUAGCUAUGACGUUUGCCCACCGCUCUCUGCAGAGCAUCGCAUCCAUCAUCCCAAUACUGGUGGCCAUGUCCUGCCUGGGGUCCCUCAAUGGAAGUUUCUUUGCAGUAUCCAGGAUGCUGUUUGUGGGAGCCAGGGAAGGCCACUUCCCCGCCUUGUUCUCUAUGAUUCACAUCCGCAGAAAGACACCCCUGCCAGCGGUACUGAUGCUGUACCCGCUGGUGGUGGUGAUGUUGAUUAGAGGCAAGCUCUUCCAGCUGAUCAACUAUGCCGCCUUUUCUCACUGGCUCUUCGUUUCUAUGACAACCCUGGGAUUGCUCAUACACCGUUACAGGUUCCCCCUCCACUCCAGACCCUUCAAGGUGCCGGUAGCCGUUACUAUCAGCUUCACUGCAGUAUGUUUUUUCAUUGUGGGCAUGUCCCUGUACUCAGACCCCUGGAACACUGGAAGCAGCUGUGCAGUCACACUGUCAGGCGUGCCAGUGUACUACCUGACUGUGCACCAGCAGCGCCUACCUGUCCGCUGGAGAAUGGCCAUCCAGUCAUGCACCAAGCAUCUUCAGAUCCUAUUAGAAGUGAUCCAGCAGGAGGUCAAAACAUACUGAAGCCCUCAGAGAUAC